AUGACGUUUGUCACCCAUCCCAAUCAAAAGCGGUCAGCGUGCGAACGAUGCCGAAGACAGAAACUGCGGUGCUCUCGCCAAGACUCCGAUCGCGACUCGCGCUGUUCGCGAUGCUCCAGGCUGGGGUUUCCCUGCGUCAGCGGCCAGCAGCGGCGAAUUGGCCGCCCGUCACGAGCUGAAGUCCAGAAGAGAACCUACGACUCUCCAAACGAACACCGGAUUGAGGACGACUCCUUGGAGAGGUCGCCGACCGGACGUUGGGACGGCGGUGCUGCCAUCACCCCCAGCGAGGUCCCGCUUGAAGAAGGCAUGCUACCCGGGGAAUUGGCACUCCUCGAGCCGACUGUUGGAGUCGGCGUGGAUGAGACGGAUGCCGAGGUCGAUGUUGACUCUUUCUUUUGCGAUUUUGUCUGGGAUGAAACAGCGCUGGAACCCGAGGCCGUCGGUGAAUGCACCGAGACAUUGGGUUUCGAGGUCAGGCCAGUGCGAACAGUGAAUCCCACCGCCCAGCACGAAGCGAUGGCCAAGAUAUCCAAAAUCAACCUCGACCUCCACUCCCACAUCUCCAGGAUCAACGCCCACCGAGAGAGCUUGGACCUAUGCUCUUUCAUUUACCCAAGCUCGGUAUUGAGUGUUGCUAGUGUCACCGUCGUUGAGCUGGGACUCAUCCUAUUUCAAGACUUUGUCCACACCCUUUCAUCCCUGGAGAAAACCGUCACUACGUCAGCCGCUUUUCCCGCGCUGCAAAGUCAUCAUGACCUUCCUCGCUUGCCUUGGGACAGCGAGGACGGAACACCAGCCACGCUCGACAGCUCCAACUUACAAGACAACAGCUCUUUAGCAGCUGCCGUGCAUUGUCCUGAGUCGGCGAUGACAGGUGUCGUAGACGCGCCUCUUGCGCUCACCAUUACGAGUUGCUACGUCCAGAUCAUCACUCUCUUCGAACAUAUCUCCCGUCACAUCCUCACAAGGCUCGAGUCCGUGUUCGACGUCCCUCUCACACCGAUAGAGGGCCUCAAAUUCGGCGCCAUGUGGAUCGCAGACGGUCACUUGCAGGGGCUGAUGUUCGCCCAAAUCAUCACCAGUCUCUUCGACAAGGCAGAUCGCCUGCUCGGUCUGGGGACACCCACGACGUCGACCAUCCCUGCGUCGUCUCCAGGAGCACUACUGUCCGAGAAACAAUCAGAAUUACUGCGCGAUCAGCUCAAGUCGACUGUAUCAGGUGAACCUGUGUUGAGAUCAGAGAAGCUCAAGAGGGAUGCCGAUUCGAUGUUGAGGUGUCUUAGAAAGGCAUCUGCUGCUUCUUGA
Molecule: messenger RNA, 1308 nt
Organism: Colletotrichum karsti
Lineage: Eukaryota; Fungi; Ascomycota; Sordariomycetes; Glomerellales; Glomerellaceae
Exons: 1
Coding region: 1-1308 (435 amino acids)
Biological process (GO): regulation of DNA-templated transcription
Molecular function (GO): DNA-binding transcription factor activity, RNA polymerase II-specific; zinc ion binding
Source: RefSeq, a predicted model, not a curated record